AUGGAUUGCCCAUCUAAUGUAAAGCUACUUCUUCUGCAGAUCCUCUUACGACGUCAACAGAAUUUAGCUCAUCAGGACAAAUCUCUAUCACUACCGCAGCUUCUUAGAGAGCCCAUUGUCGAUAGGGAAGCAUUGCAGGAGUUUCAAUCACACAAAUUGGUUCAAAUGUACUCCCCUGAGCUGUGCACAGUGCCUCUACGGACGCUCAAGAAUAUGGUUAGCGAAUUAUUUGAAAGAGGUCUACCGCACAGAGCAAACGAUCCAGAUGAACCCGUUACAAUAGUCAAAUUAGCUGAAUACUACUACUCCGAAAGAAUCCAAGAGAUACAGGACGAUCAAUUGCCAAAACUGAGGGAGCAGAUGCUUCAAUACCUUCAGAAUUGA
Messenger RNA from Zygosaccharomyces rouxii, 384 nucleotides. RefSeq names its product Swc7p (gene SWC7). The transcript has a single exon. Lineage: Eukaryota; Fungi; Ascomycota; Saccharomycetes; Saccharomycetales; Saccharomycetaceae. The coding region runs from base 1 to 384 and encodes 127 amino acids. The record is from RefSeq and is a predicted model, not a curated record.